Pecten maximus is the source of this 7075-nucleotide messenger RNA. RefSeq names its product UDP-N-acetylhexosamine pyrophosphorylase-like. The transcript is spliced from 11 exons. The record is from RefSeq and is a predicted model, not a curated record. NCBI's taxonomy places the organism in Eukaryota, Metazoa, Mollusca, Bivalvia, Pectinida, Pectinidae. Gene Ontology annotation, molecular function: UDP-N-acetylglucosamine diphosphorylase activity. The coding region runs from base 147 to 1727 and encodes 526 amino acids. Gene Ontology annotation, biological process: UDP-N-acetylglucosamine biosynthetic process.
AAUUGUAACACGUGUUACAUCCGGUACCGGUGGGUUGUUCUCACAAGUUUGUAUACUUGCGUCGUCUGCAGUCACCGUUUGUGAAAGAUUUGCGGUUCGAGGGAUCUCCAAAACGGCUCUAUCUGAGACCUAUUUAGAAAAAAAAGAUGGAUUUAGAUUCUUUGAAAUCAGAGUUGGAGUGUCAUGGCCAAAGUCAACUACUAAAAUACUGGGAUUUAUUGGAUAAUGAUUGCCAAGAAAAGUUAUACAAUGAAUUAAAACAUUUAGAAUAUUCCAAUAUCAAUGGAUAUUUUAAACAAGCUAUGGCCAGCUUGGAACAUGCCUCAGACAAAAUUGACAAUCUACUAGAACCGCUACCAACAGCUGUCUGUGGAAGUGUGACACGGAGCAGUCCUGAGGAGUUGAAGGAAUACAACAGGAUAGGCCUUGACGAGGUAGGAAACAACCGUGUAGCUGUCCUCCUGCUGGCGGGGGGUCAAGGAACACGGCUUGGAGUACCCUACCCAAAGGGCAUGUACGACGUAGGUCUCCCCUCGCAGAAAACUUUGUAUCAACUACAGGCAGAGAGGCUACUCCGGCUCCAGCGACUGGCAACACAACAGACUGGCAAGCCCUGUACCAUUCCAUGGUAUAUCAUGACAAGUGAGCACACAAAACAGGCCACAGAUGACUACUUCAAGCAGCACAACUACUUUGGUCUUGAGAAAGAGAAUAUCAUACUGUUUGAGCAGGGCCUACUUCCUUGUAUAGGUUUUGAUGGAAAAAUUAUUCUUGCAAAUACAGACAAGGUGGCACAAGCUCCUGAUGGAAAUGGUGGACUCUACCGAGCUCUGCGGAAAUGGAAGGUCCUGGAAGACAUGGAGAAGAGAGGGGUGACAAACAUCCACGUCUACUGUGUAGACAAUAUACUUGUUAAAAUGGCUGACCCUGUCUUUAUCGGCUUCUGUAGGACAAAGAAAGCUGAGUGUGGAGCAAAGGCUGUGGAGAAGACAGUGCCGACAGAGGCUGUUGGUGUAGUCUGUAAGGUGGAGGGCCGUUACCAGGUUGUGGAGUACAGUGAAAUCACACUGAAAACUGCCGAGUUACGACGGGACAACGGACAACUGACCUUCAACGCGGGCAACAUCUGUAACCACUACUUUACUCUGGAUUUCCUCAAACAUGUGUCACAGGUUGAACAGGAAAAUCAGCUAAAACAUCAUGUUGCCAAGAAAAAGAUUCCAUAUGUCUGUGAUAACCAGGAGAUUGUCAAGCCCACUGAACCAAAUGGAAUUAAAAUGGAGAAAUUUGUUUUUGAUGUCUUUCACUUUGCCGAUGACAGGAGCUUUGCUGUAUGGGAAGUUCUCCGAGAGGAUGAGUUCGCUCCCUUGAAGAAUGCGGACACUGCUGCGAAAGACACGCCCACCACCUGUAGAGAGGCCCUGUUGAAUCUCCACCAUCGUUACAUGUUAGGAGCUGGAUCUAAAUUUGUACACAGCGACGGAUCGUCUCUUCCUGAUAUACCAUGUGCUAAGAAAGCCAGAGAAAGUGGUGACUGUCGGAAAGGAGAGAAUGAUGACCAAUUCAAUAAGUGUGAGGUUUCACCUUUGGUAUCCUAUGCAGGGGAGGGACUAAGCGAACUAUUAGACGGGAAGAAGCUGGUUCCGCCUGUACAAAUCGUAAUGGGACCGAAUGACAGCGAACCUACUAUCCUACAGAACAUCACAGCAAAUGGCACUGCAAAAUAGACAGAUUUCUUGUGUGGACUUUUUCAUAACAUCAUUUCAUUUUUCAAAGACAAAUGGUCUGUUUUUAGAAUUUGUUUUCCAUCUACAGAGGUCAUAUGAUUCUCAGGACAUUUCACUUCUUGUAAUACAGAUCUGUUUGUCUUGUGAUCUGAUCAGAUGAUCUUUCAAGACAAAUCAGAUACAGUUUUACAAGAUAGUCAUAUCCAUGUGUUACAUCUUGAGAUAUAGUUAAAUGGUCUCUCAAAACAGGAUGUAUGGUUUCUUGAGGCAGAAAUUGUGGUCACAAGACUGACCAUGGAGUCUCUCAAGACUGUUCAUAUGGCCUCUCUCUCUCUCUCUCUCUCUCUCUAGAGAGAAAUCCCAUGGUUGACAAAUCCUCUCUUGUGAUUGGUUGUCUCUCACAGUUGAUUCUGUUACCUUGGAAUAAUGAAAUGUUUGACACCAUUAUCAAAACAUCAGUGUUAUAAAUAUCUGUUGUGUGUGUUACUCUCAUGAAAAUAUUUACCAAUUCUUUAGAUUAUUUUGUAAGCUUUGCUGGUCAAGGAUGUAACGUCAGUUCAAAAUAUAAUUAAUACAUGUAUAUAUGUUAACUAUAUUGAUAUAUUUGUUAAUUUAACAAUUAUAGUUUUAAUUUAUUCGGGUUGUUGUAUGGGAUUAUGUUAGUGAAGGAAAGCUACAGAUAGAUGGUGCAUUAGAUUGUAGAUUUUAGAUAUUGUAAAGAAUAUGAGUCAUGAAACGGCGGUAUAAUAAAGAUGUGGUCAGACCUCAUAAGUCUGGAUUGUACUAGAAAUAAAAUCUCAUCUGGAAAUCACUGCUUUGAUGAAAAUUUAUAUAACAAAUAAUGUUCAGUACUCAAAAUCCCAGUUUGGGAUCUAACAGGGACUUAGUAUAUCAAGUCUAUACUUUUUCUGUACACUAGUUCUCAAAUGUCUUCAGUAAAAUUAUUGGUGAAAGCUAGUAUCACAGUUAUGACCUGAUAUGGGGUUGCCACUUGUGUGUGAUAUUGGGCACCAUGUUAUAUAUAUUACUAUACCUGUAAAAUAAAUACUGAUGUCCAAUGAUAUGAGCCGUUUAUAAAGUACAUUAACUUCACACACAUUUUGUUUUAAUAACCAAUUAAGUACUAAAAAGUGUUUGUAACAUCAUAGUGAUAGAUAAAAUCUUGUUUUGUUUUUCCAAUGCUUCAUUAAUGAGAAGAGACUUUCUAGGAACAUUUCGAGAGAAAUGAGGUUCAAUACUAGCUGAAUACUACAAGCUUACAACUGACAGAUCCAACAGUAGCUUGCAUUAGUACCAUAGGUGUAUAGGUAUGGAACUAUUUAUUAGAUUUAUUGUAUUGUUUUUAGAAAAGCAAGACAUAUUUAUGCGAAUACUUAUGUGUUAUAAAACUAAUAUUGAUGAAUUUUAUAUAGCCUAGAUGAUUGAGGCGCAAUGGAAUCCUUUUUUAAUUUGCUUAUACGCGAUUCUUCUCAAUUAUUUUUUGGUAUGUAAACAGUUGAUGCUUGUAAUACAAGCUACCAAUGUUUUCAUGGAUUAUGAAAAAACAGGAUUACUGAGGAGUUUUAAUGGAAAAUUGAAAUCCUCCAUAGACAACAAGUUUGGAAAUCUGCAUUAGCUAUAUAUAUACAUGUAGCUGGAUUAACAAGACUCCAUGCAAUUAGCAUUAUACAUUCAAGUACCAUAUUUAACUGCAAAUCAGCCCCAUCCACAAAUACGACCCUUUCUUCAUUCUAGCAGAAGCAUCAAUUUUAAAAUAGUGAGCUGAAAGUUGUUUAAUACAAAUAAGCCUACCCAAAAUGUACAUAAGUUUUACACUAAGGCCGGGAUGGGACUUCAAUACGUUGGUAAACAGUUGAUAGAAAAAGGUUUGGCCACCUUUUACAUUUGUAUGUUAAAUAUAAUUUAAAAAGACAUGACGUGUUAAGCUUUAGCCUUCAAAUGAGUUUUAAGAAAUGUUUUGAAUAAUUUAUGUAUUCUUGUAGUGUGGUUUUGUAUAUUUUUUUGUUGUAUUUAACCAGAUUGUGCUGAAAAGUGUGGUGCAUUUAUAAAAACUGAAUGUGUUCUCAUAAAAAACACCAAGUUACCAAUUUAAAAACCUCAACAUUUUACCAGAUGUUAACAUACUAGAUAUGUCUUGAGAGUAUUGAACAUUUUAUUAAUGAUUUUCUUUUUAAUCAUAUUUCAACAGUAUUUACCUUAUGUUCUGAAACCUAGCUUUGUUUUCAUAAAUUUUUUAAUAAAUGUUUCUUAUAAAAGACAUAAUGUUUCCAUAUCUUAGUUUGAUUAUUAUUUUUGUUUUUGUCAAAAUGUUACUCUUCGAUCCCUUAUAAUGAUACAGGUAAUACUAUACCUAACCAAUUCCAGACAUUUACUUCCUUGAUGUGAAAUCAAGUGCUUUAAUCAUAUUUUGAAUGUCUAGGUUACAUCUUAUAAUUAAGCUGAUAAAUAUUGCAAAUGUAUAUACAGUGGAACUUCGUGGGAGCACGAAAAAACUUUAAGUUAUCCGAGUGUUCGAAUUAAGCGAGUUAUCAUUUUUGGUGAAAAGUUUGGUCAAUAUUUGUCAACAUUAUAUAAUAUGUACCAGUAAUUACAUGUAGAUAACUUUAACGUUUAUUGGUUGUAACAUUUUCUGAGAUCUUAACAAUAACUUACCAAUCUUAUACAGUAAACAUGUUAUUGGUCUUUAUUGAGACAUUUACAAUAACUUAUCAAUCUUAUACAGUAAACAUGUUAUUGGUCUUUGUUGAGACAUUUACAAUAACUUAUCAAUCUUAUACAGUAAACAUGUUAUUGGUCUUUAUUGAGAUAUUUACAAUAACUUACCAAUCUUAUACAGUAAACAUGUUAUUGGUCUCUGUUGAGACAUUUACAAUAACUUAUCAAUCUUAUACAGUAAACAUGUUAUUGGUCUUUGGUAAAGUCUAUACAAACAUUUAUUAAUUAAAUGCAUAUUUAAAUGUUUUUGAGGUCAAAACAUCCUCUUCAUUAAGAUGUCUAGUAUUGAGACAUGUCAUAACACCCUCUUCAGUGAGGUGUCUAGUAUUGAGACAUGUCAAAACACCCUCUUCAUUGAGGUAUCUAGUAUUAAGACAUGUCAUAACGCCCUCUUCAGUGAGGUGUCUAGUAUUUAGACAUGUCGUAACACCCUCUUCAGUGAGGUGUCUAGUAUUGAUACAUGUGAAAACAUCCUCUUCAGUGAGGUGUCUAGUAUUGAGACAUGUCAAAACACCCUCUUCAGUGAGGUGUCUAGUAUUGAGACAUGUCAAAACACCCUCUUCAGUUAGGUGUCUAAUUUGAGACACUGACUUAAAUGUUAGUUACACAUGUCUUUUUUGGUCGUGUGUCUUGAUCUGCAGUUGAAUUAGUAUCAGGUGAAAAUAAAACCAAUACUAUUGUUGUGAUUUUGAAUACUACACCUACAUAUACAUUUGUUUAUGAAAGGAGUUGAUGCAAUAUUCAUGAAGUGUUAUGAAUUGAUUUGGUGUAAAUUUUGUUUAUAAUCUAAUAUGUACAAAUGUGUAAUGGACUUAUAUUAUUUCAGACACUAAAGCAAUCAAAGGAGUAUUAUUUAUAUAAAAUUGUAUAUAUAUUAUUGUACAUACCUCACCUGUAUACGUUAGUUUAAAGCAAACAUUCAGGGGACUUCAAACAUUUGUAAAGGUAAAGACACUGCUAUCCAGUAAAACGUUUUGCUACAUUUUACAUGAAUUUAUUUUGAGUUAAAAUUUAUACAACAGGCAUAUGAGUGAGAUGUACAACAUUAUCAUAUAAUCUUGAGGUCAACAAAAAUCAUGUGUAUGAUUGCUUUUUUGUUAAUUUUUUAUUCAAAUGUAGCCUUUUUCUUUUCAACCUCACACCCAUUGUUCUGAAAGUAAUUUAUAGUUUUCAAUGGGGAAAUAAUUUCAAAAACAAAAUUAAAUUUUUAAGAAGAUAAAAUUAAUGUUUUAACCAUUGCUUGCAAGAGUACACUAGAGCUAUAAUACUGUCUUGUAAUUAUGAUAUUACCCGGUAAUAUUAGGUGAGUUUCACGAGUUAGUGACAGAUUCUUAAGCCUGCCUACUCCCUAAACAUACAAGCUUAUAUUAGAUUUAAAGGUCUCUUGAUAGCACUAAAUGCUGUCCUAAUGGAUUGGAUAACAUAUAUGAUGUUGAAUGAGUUUCAUACAAAUCAACAAGUUUUCAUUUCAUAUUGUGAUGAUGGCAAUCAAUGAAAUAGUACUUUCAUUAUCAAUUUUCAUGAAUCUAAUGUAUGCUGGUAAUAUCAGGAAAUAAGGAAAGGUCAUUAGUAUGAGAAAUCAACUUAUUGAUGUCGGUAUACGUCGGAACUAAUUAUGUGUUUUAUGGUAGUAAAUACAUGCUGUUUCCCAUAGCUAAAACAUCUAUUUUUUCAAAAAUAUUUAAGUUGUUGAAACUUUUUUUUAUAUAUGUUAUUAUGAUUGCUGUGAACAGGUCUUUGAAUUAAGAAUGAUAUAUUUUUGGAAGAAUUUUGGUAAUAAUAUUUAGUUAAUAUUCAUCAGACUAAAAAUAAAUUCUGUAGAGGAUAUUGGCUUUUACAGACAGCUAAGUAUGCAUUCGGGAACAGUCUUAUUAUGGUGAUCAGAUUAUGGAAAAAUUAUAAACCUAUUAACCUGUGAGAUCAGUGUGUACUAAAUUUAUAUCUAUAAUUAAACAUUGAUUUGAACCCUUCAUUAUUUACAUGUAAAGUUUAUUUCAUCAUAUUAAUAGCUUCUUCUGUCUUUCAAAUGUGUUUUCUACCAAAAUUCAGUUUGUGUGUGUUUGUGAUUUUUUCUUCUUUUUUUUCAAAAAUUUUGUACAUACAUUUUUGUUGUAUAGAUGUAGAUUGUUUAAUAGAAUUGAUUGUGUAUAUAGUAACAAUCAGAGGGCUUAUGUAUUUUUAAACUGGGAUCAGGCUGGGAUGUAAUUGAUAAUGCACUAGGUUAGAAGAGUUCCUGUUUAUAUCUCAAAUGUCCGAAAGUUCUGCCCUUUUUUUUAUAGCUCUAGCUGUUACAUUUAUCGCUUAAUAAAAAUACUACAGUAUAUUGGAUCACAAAAGUGUAGUUUUAAGUUCUUAAAACUUAUUCGACAAGGAGUAUUAGGUAGAAGGAUAGUGGAUGCAUAGACUGGGUUUGAUCAUAUGCCCUCUGGUAUGGUCAUUAUGAUUUUUAGUCUUGCAGUGUUGACUAUUUAAACUACUAUCGACACAUUAUAUUUUAAAUCAUUAUUUACAAAUAUAAAUACAGGAGUUAGAAGUUUCAGGUAUAUCAAAUGGAUCUGUUGAUUUCAAAGCUUGUGUUAAGUUUUAUGAAUAUAUAUGCAAAUGGGAAAAUAAAAUUUUGAUAAUAAAAGCCA